CCGAGUCUCCAGCGCCAAAGUCGAACAGCGUCGUUCGUCCUCGGCGCUGAAACGGCUCAGUCCGGCCGGUCGGGCUGUAGAGUAACAGGGCGGUAGUGCAACGUCUCCGUUACCGACGAUUUAACAAGAAUAUACAGGUCAGAGGCAGUCGGUUACCCAGCGAAAUGGAUCCGGUAAUGCGAAGGAAAAUGAACACUAAAAAGGAUAAAGAGAACACUGAACCAGCAACGGGAGGCAAUAAAUCAACAACCCAGCCGGUGCUUAAAAACAGGAAAGCAGGUGUGGCGGCAGGCGGCCUGGCCAAAGCCAGUAAGAAAAAUGAGACAGCCACCCUCGGGGCCACCAAGACCCUGACUGAGCAGCAGAAUGAGCCGAGGGCGGGGCCAGCAGCUCAGCCGUCCAAUGAGAAGCGCCAAACCAUCAGCCAAGCCUUCCUUUCCCAGCAAGCAGUGCAGCAGAAGAAGCUGGUUGCAGAGGUUGCCAAGCCCCAUGCUGUCGGCCCACCCAAGUCCAUCCCAGGCACCUACAAAGGCCGGGUGGUUCAGUCGAAGGUGAGCUCCUUUUGGAAGCUAGCGGGUGGCGACAGUGAGGCAGCGGCUAAAGUUCCUGCAAAGCCGGUGGCAGCAAAGGCAGGGAUCACAAAGUCAGGGAAUCUGACCAGGGGGAGAGCGAUGUCCACGGCUGCUGCAGCGCCCUCAAAGCCCCAAGUGCAGAAGAUGGCUCUGCCCCCCAGAUCCAAAUCGGUACCACACAAGCCACCUCAACCCCCAGCCAACAAGAACGCAGGGAACACGAUUCCAAAGUCAACUGCCCCCAAACCUCAGCGACCAGCCCCUGGCCUAGAGUCCUUAUUGAAGGGGCCGGCUGUAGGUGCCCUGGCCAGACCAGGGUCCAGAAAGGCGCCCGGCACUCUGAGAAGGAAGGAGCCAAUUCUGAGUGUCAAACCCAGGCCUCUAGGGGUGGCAGCAACAGAGAAGAAAGCCCCAAAGCCUCCAACUGCCAGCAGCACGAGUCAGUACCGGGUUACUAUGGAAACCGCGGAGGAGAGAAGGGCCAAGCUCUCAGUGUGGCUGGCCGCCAAGGGGAAGACUCUGAGAAGGCCCCCGGCUGCGGCUGCCACCGCCAAUUUGAGACCUGCAUCCAAACCGCACCCAAAGCCCAGAGCUGGCUCCCAGCCCCAGGCUGUUGCGGGAAAGCAGGAUUCGAACCUGCAACCUCAGCCUAUGGCCCAGCCUGGAUUGGACCUCAUACCUUCCAGGGAAUCUGUGUUUGGCCUCGGGUCAGAACCCGAGAGAACGGCCUCACCCAAGCCAGACCUGCUGAACACUACUUUGGACUUGCUGGACAACUCGGACUUAGAGCUGCCCGAGGACCCGGAAGUCCGAAUGGAUGAUCUGGUGAUUAAUCUCUGCACUGCAUUGGAGGCCAUGGAUGUGGCUUCAGCGUCCGAUGCGAAUUCAGGAGACCGUGGGAACAGUGAGAAGGAAGUCGAAGGGGAUAAAUUGGACGAGAUGGAGGGGGACAGAGAGGAGGAGGACAACCCAGUGAAGGAGGAGUGUGAAGAGGAGCUGGAGCACGAUGAGGAAGGUGUGAAGGAGUUGGAGGGAGCGUCAGUGGUGAGAUACAGCGUGAGGACCACACCCUACCUGCAGAGUGUGAGGAGGAGGAUCCAGCAGGACGCAACUCCGGGCAGCGCCCCCCGCCGCCACAGCACCAUCAAGGAUCUGAAGUUCCUGACGCCGGUCCGUCGCUCGUGCCGAAUCCAGCGGCAGUCUGCGCGGCUUCCGGCCCUGCUAGCGGAGCACGACCCCUGCGUGGCCUCUCUCGCCGAGCUGGCGCAGCUGGACGACGUCGUUGGGGACGUUAGUGCCUACAUUUACCGCCACAACCCCGCCCUGCCAUACCAGCCCAAAGAGGCGGGCCUCUGAGAGCAGGGGCCAAUCAGAGCCCGGCUUUGGUGUGAGUGGCUUCUGGUGUCAUGGAUGCACUAUAUUUAACAAUUGUGCCAUAUUUACUCGCCACGUUUUUAUUUAUUUUUCUCAUCCUGCUGCAGUUCCAAGCAGGACCGAUGGUUAAACAGAGGCUUCUUAAACAGGGGUUAUCCAGGGGUGCAGAUAAUUGGUACGCAAGUACACAUUCACCUUUAAGAACGAUUUGUGCAACAAUCAAUUGUUUGUAAAAGCGCAAAUGCGUACUUUUUUUCAAACAAUCAAUUGCCGCAAGUAUCGUCCUUAAAGGUGAAUGCGUACUUCCGUAUCAGUUCUCUGCACCCCUGUUCAUAACCCACUUUGGGGGUGCUUGGUGCUCAGUGUUUUAAGCCAUUUCCGAUUGGCUUAUAUGGCAGUGAUUGACAGGUGCCCAGUUAGCCCCUCCCCCCACUGUGGGUGCCAGGCUUCUGUUCCUGUUACAAAGGUCACCAACGGCUGCCAUGAGUAAGUGGCCUGAGUCUUUGGUCCUUUUAAGUGACAGGCUGGAGGAUGCUGGGGGUUAGGGGGGAAAUCUACUUAACUGCACUAAUGUACAGUAUAUUAAAAUGGGCCUUAAGCUUGUACUAAACUGCUUCAUGCAGAUACACUGCUAGCUGCAGUCUUGCUUCUGUUAGAGCUCAUAGUACCGUGUGAAACGGUGUCCUGUUUACCCUGAUUCAGCCUGUGGUUCUGUUCUGCUUGUUCCUCAUGUGAGUACUGGGUGUUUCUAGUGUGGUAAAUUCUGACUAAAUAUUCAGGCUGACACUGUUUCAAGUGUGACAAAGUGCCGUAGUUUAUUGCUUUGUUGUAAAAGAAAUCAGUAAAAUACAUUGGCAUGGAAGGAAUUUGUACAUUGAUUAUUUUAAAAAAUAAAAUGCUGAAAUAAA
Paramormyrops kingsleyae is the source of this 2854-nucleotide messenger RNA. RefSeq names its product cytoskeleton-associated protein 2. NCBI's taxonomy places the organism in Eukaryota, Metazoa, Chordata, Actinopteri, Osteoglossiformes, Mormyridae. Gene Ontology annotation, cellular component: microtubule cytoskeleton. The record is from RefSeq and is a predicted model, not a curated record. Gene Ontology annotation, biological process: negative regulation of microtubule depolymerization.